This is a messenger RNA of Paramacrobiotus metropolitanus, 1447 nucleotides long. RefSeq lists its product as uncharacterized. The transcript is spliced from 6 exons. Bases 100 to 1212 code for a protein of 370 amino acids. Gene Ontology annotation, biological process: proteolysis. Gene Ontology annotation, molecular function: serine-type endopeptidase activity. NCBI's taxonomy places the organism in Eukaryota, Metazoa, Tardigrada, Eutardigrada, Parachela, Macrobiotidae. The record is from RefSeq and is a predicted model, not a curated record.
UGUUUAAAACUUGUUUGUGCCAUAAAACACUUUUGGCCAACUGGUUAAAUAAUAGUGACAUUGAAUCUGUUGUAAGGAUUAUAGCGAUUUCAAAUAAAAAUGCUCGAGACUCAAAAUAUCAUGGGAUCCAUAAUUUUGCUGCUAUGUUUGUGCUGGGCUGUUACGACGGCUAACGACCAGUUAUGCCGGAAGUUUCACAUAAUCCAAAAAAGCGACACACCCGCAUCCAUCGCCCGACACUACGGCUUCACCGAGAAAGAGCUCUUAGCCAAUGAAUUGUUUUAUGGUGGCAUGUCCAGUUUUGUCGCAGGUCGAAUGGUGUGCGUUGCCAAAGAUGUGCCAGAGCAAAACUGCCGAAUAGCUGGCGGAAAUGACUCAUUGGACGAGAAGCUGAUACGUCAGCAGGCACUUAUCAGAAUAGAUCUUGUUAGUCCUAAAUCAAGUGCUCAAGGACUGGGACUGGAUAAGGAUGAUCCCUAUGGAUUCUGCUCGGGCGUUCUCAUUUCACGAGACGUGGUUCUCACUUCCAUGACCUGCUUGAUAGUGCACACCUGUCUACCUGGACUGAAUGGAAUCGAAUGCAAAAUCCCGGUUCCUCAAAACUACCAAGUGGGACUGUAUGCUGGGGCAGAGGAAAAUUCCUAUAGGUUGUCUUACCGAAAGGUCACGAAAAUCAUCUCCCACCCACAGUUCGACCCUGCGCAACGGGCUAACGAUCUAGGCCUGGUCGUUAUGGAACAGACCGCAAAUGGAAGCGCAAACAACGGAGCACUUGUGGCGAAAAUGCCCAAGGAAGGUGAUCUACCGGUGUGCCAGCAAAGCAUUGUGACAAUGGGCGCAUGGGAUGGCCUGGGUGUGGCAAACUAUACCCUUGACGGUUUUCUGUUACAAGUCGACAAACGCAAUAUCGUUGUUCCAUGGAAAUGGAAACUGCUGGACAACAAGUUGUGCAAGCCUCUGCUGCACAUGGUUGUAGGAAAAAAUGGUUGGGGCGGCGAGCAGGAUACUCUGAUGUGUGCAGAUAGUGGGAACACUUUGCAUGAAACCAACAUUUGCGUUAGCAGCAACGGUGCUCCAUUCUACGCUUAUGAUUCGAAUUCCCAAGACUUCACAUUAACCGGCAUUCUCACCUGGACGAAUCGCUGCUGGAAUGGACAAGUUCCGCUGGUGGAUGUGAAAAAGCACAUUAGUUGGAUUAACCAGAACAUUUAACCGCUUGGAGUGCUCUGUGUUUUUUCAGCUGAUGUUAAUCAGCAAUAUUAAUCACUGAACGACUUGUUUUGCUGCAUUAAGUAAACGGCUAUUUUGUUUUUUUGCAUAAAAUAAACUGCGUGAAACAAACUCAGAUUGUGUUUCGAAACUGUACUCGAAAAAAACUAACUUUUGAUCUGUGUUUUGCUCACUUGAGUUAGUUGAGUAUUUACAUACUGUACUAGUAUGAAACUUU